AUGGCGGCCAAAACAGAGUCGCAGAAAAAGAGUAGGUUAGAUUGGCGGAAAGAGAAAGAGUUAGAAGAAGCUAGAAAGGCUGGUACAGCGCCAGCUUUGACUGAUGAGGAGGGAAAGUGAGUCGAUGCUUAUGAUUCUAUUUUAGUCGAGUUCUGUUUGAUUAAAAGCCUUACCGUUGAAGGUACUAGCAGCAUUGUUUAGAUGUCAUACUGAAAUUUGUUUUACUAUAUUUUCCAGGGACAUUAACCCUCAUAUUCCGCAGUAUAUUUCCCAAGCGCCUUGGUAUUAUGGAACAUCAAGGUAGGAGAACAAAAGAUGAAUAAUAUUCUAGUACAUAUUGUAUAAAGUUCCUUUGCCCUUUUCAUUCUCCUUUCCAGCUCGUCCUUACUGUCUACACAAACUUGUUCUGACAUUUGUGAAAGGAAAUUAAAAGAAUAUUGAUCACUAUAUUUCUUUUGUCCUUUAGGCCUACUUUGAAACAUCAACGACCUCAGGAAGACAAACAGAAGCAGUUUUCUUCCAUAAAUGAGUGGUAUAAGAAAGGAACAAAUUUAGUAAGUAAAGAGUUUGGAAUUUUACAAAAAUCUUUUCCCCCUUGACAGCUCUGUCAUGGAAAUGCCAAGGGCAUAUUUGAUUGACCAUAUUUCCAAUAAAAAUACAUGGAAUAAUUUUUUGGCUUUCAUUGCCUGCUAAAUUCAGAAAUCUCAUGCCACCUCACCUCACCUAUCCUCUUUGUGCCUUGUAGCACAUAAAGCUUUCACAGAGUCCCUCCACUUAUCUCGGUUAGCUGCAAUGGUCUUCACUUCCUCCUAUGACUACCACCCUGCUUCUACCCUUUCCUUUCCAACCAUUUGUCUGAAGGUGGGUUUUUAGACUGUGAGUAGUCCCCUAUUUUUCCUCAGGGAUAGAAGAGCAUGCUUGAAAAUCACCCCAUGUGAGAAAAGGAGACACACAGCAGGGAGAGAGAAAAUUGAGGGACUACUGACUCAUCUUCUCUCUCUCCCCGCUGCGUAUCGUCUUUUCUCACAUCAGGUGAUUUUCACGCACGCUCGCAUUUUGCUCGCUCUACUAUCCCUUAGGAAAAAUGGGGGACUACUAUUCUUUUUCCUUCUGGUGACCAAAUCAUUGCUAUGUUGAAGUUGCUGUCUUGGUCCUGUCUUAGUAUAACUGUAUGUCCAAAAUCCAGAAAUCUGGGGGAUAUAAAUAUUUAUUUAAAACAGUUGAAUGAGCUGGAAAUUUUGUCCUGUAAAUGUAUAUUGUUUUUUACAUAUUACAGCUGUAAUUAUAUAAACAGAAAUAUAACAUUAAAGAUCUUAUUUACAAUUAUAGGUGCCAUCUGCUACUAAGUUUAGGAAAGGGGCCUGUGAAAACUGUGGAGCAAUGACACAUAAAAAGAAAGACUGCAUGGAGGUAUUAACAUAAUUUUUUUAUCCUUGAUGUCCUUGAAAAUCAGUAUGUUUUAUGCACCAUUGGGUUUCACUAGUCUUUAUGUUUUGUGGAAGAAAUAUUGGGUCGCAAUUUUAAUGAACAUACAAUCAUUUUAUUAUAAAAUUAUUCAUUCAUUCAUAUAUUUACUCUUUGCUAGUCAACCCUUGACAUAAUCUUGCUCUCAAAUCUCUCUGUAUUUAGACAGAAAACUGUUUCUCACACACAACUGGGAGAAGCUGACCAUGCAACAAAAACAACUUUUAAGUGAAAAUAUUUUCUUGAACAAACAGACUUUGCAAAGAAUGAAUAAAUAUUGUACAUGCCUAAGCACAUGCAGAUCACAACACUCAUGUCAUUCCCUCACAAUCUAGGCAGUUUAAGUAACCAAUCAAAAUAAAUGGAAUUUCUUGCUUGACCAGAUUUCCCCUUCAGCUUUGUUGACCACAGAGGGUUCGAUAUUAUCCUUGAACAAUCUUGCUGUAAACUUAAACUUGUGACUGUGUGUUUAUAUAUACUGUAUCUUUUAAUCUUGAGUGGAAACCAGUUUUACACUAAAAGGGCUAAAUUAUGGUUUUUUAGCUUUUCAUUUUCAAAGCAUUUCUAAGAUCAAUGGUAAACAUGACAGUAGUAGAUUCAGUAUUCCUGAAUUGUAGGGUCUUUUUUCUUUUGAGAAUAAGUCAUAACAACAGUUUUACUUACCGUUACUCCUAUUUCAAUGCUUUGAAUGAUAGUUCCUUGCAAUGUAGUGAGGAGAGAGGUAUAAAAAUUUGUCUAAAUUUACCUCAUCCAUGGAUCGUAUGUGGAUCCCUGAGCCAGAAGUGAACACCCUUUUGCUAAAUUUCUUUCAGUUCUGUUGGUUUCCUUGAGACACAUAUUUCUAGUUGUAAUUGUUCUUUUCCAAGUGGGCUGAUUACUUCCGUGUAUUUUGUGUGCACUGUUCAGAGACCCAGAAGAGUUGGAGCUAAAUUCACUGGAGAUGAUAUAAAACCUGAUGAACAUCUACAACCACAACUGUCGUUUGAUUUUGAUGGCAAAAGAGACAGGUAAGAGAGACAGGCAUUGUUUUUUUCUUCCUUUUCUUGGAUGCUUUAAUUUUAAUAAUGAUGAAAAUGGCUAGAAUGAUAAUAUUUAUUAAUUUUCGGCAAACUCCACAAAUCCUUGCUCUCUGAAGAACUUCCACUUUUACCAAUAUUUUAUUAUAGAGUUCUGAAGUGUGAUGUCAUAAAAAAUUAAAUUUGUGAAAUUAUGGGAUUUUUCGGGGUAUUAAGAAUGAACCACUUUCAAAAUGCCUAGUUGCCAAAAAUUAGCAUACCAGGGCAAAUUGCCUUUGUGAUAUUAGCCCAGUUAUGUUCUGAUGACUCCAUACAAAUCCUUCUAAAUUUGACUCAGUUCAUAACGUUAGGAACCGAGUCAAAUUUGGAAGGAUUUGUAUGGAGUCAUCAGAGCAAAACGGGACUAGUAUCUCUGAGACAAUUUGCCCCACAAUGCUAGUUUUUGGCAAGUAGGCCUUUCAGAUGUUGUUCUUUCAAAAUAUCCCAACAAAUCCCAUAAUUUAGGAAAUUUCAUUUUUAUGACGCAUGUCAUCACUUUAGAACUCUAUGUGUCAGGGUUUUAGCUAACCUGCUCCACACACAGAACAUACUCAGGCUAAGUCAAUCUGUGAAAGAGCAACCAAAAUCCUUGUUCUGGGUUCACACUUGUCAUUGCCAUUUUGUCAAUUUGCCAAUCAGGAUGAAAGGAAACUUGAAAUGCACCACUGUUGGGGACACGGAAGAAAUAUCUUGGCACUGUUUCGCUGACUUUACUAACCAAGGUUAAAUUGCGCCUGUGGCACAGGCUAGGUUUUAGCCAGGAAAUUGUAAGCAGUCCAACUCAACUCAGCUGGACUCCAAUAUGCCCACCUGCUAACUAGUUAUAGUCACCAUGCAUCAGACUAAUGAUUUUUUUGUUUGAAUGUUUUAAAUGUCAUUUUAGAUGGAAUGGUUAUAAUGUCGAUGACUACAAGAAGACUGUUGAGGAGUAUGUUAAGCUAGAAAUGGUACGUAUUGGACUAUUAGUUAAAUUUUUCACAGUUGAAUAACCACAGUCAUUGCAAGAUCAACCACAAAAGUACGAGGCAGUCAGUAAAGAUGAAAUUGUUUACUGGAAUCAGACUAAUCUGACUACAGUCAACAUUCUCAUAGAGACCAUUUCUCAUAAGCGACCAAUUUUAAAUAACCAUUUUGUUUCUCAGUCAAAUACUGUUUUAAAAACUCUCUUGUAAGCUUUGUUACUGCUUUUUAAGGUCUGUAUUGAUCAUCUAUUUGAUACAUGUAACCUCAAGUAUGGAAAAAGAAAUUAUUAUUUUGAAAAAAAGUCUGGAAAAAUCUGUACAAACCCUGAUAUAAGCUCAACCAACAAGAAGACCUUGUGUAUCUUUAGGCCAAACAACACCUGAAGGCAGAGCAGCUUGAACAAGAAUUAGCAGAAGGCAAAAAGGCUGAAGUAGUGGAUGAUGCAGAUAGUGGUGAUGAAGACAAGUAUGCCGACAGAAUUGAUAUGCCAGGACAAAAAUUUGACACCAAGAGGUCAGUUUUAUUCCUCAUUUUUGAAAACUUCAAAGUUUGUGGCAAACUAAAAUCUUCCUAUUACAUUUCAGCCAAUUAAAGUAGUUGCUCCUAUGCCUUAUUGAAAUUAUUGAUAUUUUCUUGGUACUUUUCAUGAAUUCUUAGGCGAACAACUGUGAGAAACUUGAGAAUUCGAGAAGAUACAGCAAAGGUACAAUGAAGUAGAUUAUUUAUUUUUAUUAUAAUCAUUGUUGGUGGUGGUUUUAUUGAAAGUGAUCGAUGAAUAAUAAUAUAAGGUUUUACAUGUAUGUAUGCUUUUGAGGCUGGGGUGAUGUCUUUGUAAAUGUAUUAAUUAUUAUUUUUUUCAGUUUCAAAUUAAUCUUAACAUUUGCCAGUAAUUCUCAAGAGAUUUCUUCCUGCAGAUCAUUCUGCUGUCAUACCAUGUAUUAGAUUUCACCGCAGACUCAGACAGUUCGAACCAUAUAACCUGACCAAAAUAUUCUGUUAUAGUAUCCAAAACUACCAUUAAUGGAGGAGAUUAGACACUGACCCCAGAGGUUCAAGUGUGAGCCUAACCUUGAAUCUAUUUUUCUAGUAUUUGUACAAUUUGGAUCCCAACUCAGCAUACUAUGAUCCUAAAACAAGAUCCAUGCGAGAAAAUCCCUUCAAGGAAAGUGAAGGAACUCAAAACAAGUAAGUGCAUUAUAAAGCGCUGUCUUAUCAGACACGUAGAGCUAUCUUAAUAAAGACAAACACCUAAAGUCCUUCCCCACUGUUCUUCAAUCAAUGUUUACUUUCUGUAAGGAGGGCACCUCCAUUUAACACUGACUUUGGGGCAUUUCCAACAGUGUCUGUCUAAGAGAGAGUUAGCACGGUCCAUGUUCUAUUUUGCGUGGCAAGCUCUUUAAAUCUUUCAAAGUGAAUUUUUGUACAGCAUUUGGUUGGACAAUGUCUGUAGUAUAGUGUUACACAUUUUUGUUAUAGCCUCAAUAUGUUCCUUGUCAUGGCAAAAGCAGUGGUUUAUAACAGUAGCAGAAGCCACUACUGUACUGAGUUGAAAAAAUGUUCUACUACUUGUAAUAUUAUUAUUAUUAUUAUUAUUAUUAUUAUUAUCAUUAUUAUUAUUAUUAUUAUUAAUUUAGUUUAGUUGAAAUGAACCAUUUUUUAAUGAAUUUUUCCAAAUAUAUGAUAUAUUUUUAAUGGAUUGUGAAUUUUUUUCAAUCGAAAUUAAAUGUCUUUUUUUUAUCGAAAGGAAUAAUGUAAAUAGUGCUUUGACUAAAUAGUUUUUUUAAGUGAAAUUAAUUGUAAAUAGGAUUUUAUAGUUGAAUAUUUAUAAUUUAUUAUUAUCAUUACUAUUAUUAUUAUUAUUAUUUUACUCUCAGUGUGACCUAUCAAGGAGAUAAUUUUGUUCGUUACUCUGGAGACACACGGAAGAUGGCUCAGACACAAAGUAAGUCCUGCAUCUCAAUCAUUGCCCUUUUUCAUUUUAGCUAAUGAGGUUAAGCUCGAUUUGUUUAUCUUGCACCAAUUUGGGGUCUUUUUCUAAACAGACCUUCACUGUUUUGAUGGAGUAGAAAUGUAGAAAUGUAUUUGAUCAAAAAAAAAUUGGAGAAGCCAUACUUGAAACAUUUGAUUAUUAUUUUUUUAUCAUGUAGUUAAUAUUUGCACUUACCAUGAACAGUUCUUGUACAUUGUAUAAAUAGUAAUAACACAAUUUUACCGAUACAUAUACUAUUAAUAUAUUUUGUAAAUCAGAUAUGAUGUAGAGCUAUUUGUAAUAAAGUUUUGUUAACAAACCAUUAUAAUAUUAAUUUUUGAAAAAACCGUGAUGGAUUAUUCCAUACACCAAAUGCACUGGCCUUUUGACAAGCUCAGUUUUGAUGUUGAGAUUCAGAUUUGCUUUGAUUGAGAUUCAACUGUACAUGUAGCUUAAGUUGAUGAUAAAUUUGCAAUUACUUCUUAUUUUGCUCAUUUUCUUUUGACAAUCAGUGUUUGCUUGGGAGGCUUAUGAGAAAGGAGCUGAUGUUCACUUACAAGCUGAUCCUACCAAACUUGAACUGUUACACAAAGAGUACAAGGUGAAAAAAGGUGACUUUGAACAAGACAAGAAAAUGUCAGUUCUCGAAAAGGUGAGAAUUUUGACCAUGAAUGAAAGAAAUUAUUGAUUUUUUAAACUUUUUUCAUAUCAGUCUUUAAAUCCACAGUAUUUUGCUUCGUAAUGAGGAAGGAGAAAGUUGACUUUAUCAGAAAAAAGCCACAAAACAAAAGUGGGAACAAAAAAGCAGGAUAAAAUAUCAUGAAGUUCGGAGUUAACAAGAUGGGAUGCAAUAGUCUCCUCCAGCAAACCUUAGUAUAGAGUUUGUGACAGAGUUAGUUUUAUUCUCUGGUCUAAUGACUUUCUUUUAACAGUAUGGAGGUGAAGAACACUUGAAUGCACCUCCCAAAGAACUGUUGUUGGCACAAACGGUAAGUUUUUAAGAAUUACAAUAUACACUUAUUACUCUAUUUAAUUAUAAAUGGUUUAUUUCAAAAACAAUGAAUUGUACUAGAAUUGUUUGCACACAUUCUGCUCAGCUACUUUAACUAACAAAGAAAACUGCAUCCCACCAAAGAGGACACAGCACUGCAAUAUCUACAUUUUCAACGCUGUGCUCUAAGGAAAAUUGAAGGAAGCUCAGUCCUCUGAAACUGUAAAAUCUAGGGUGCCCAGCAUAUGAUUUGUAUGAAAAAUCUGAGAUUUUCUAGUCGCCCGAGGGCAAAAGUUAGGCGCCAGGGGCCACCGGGCUCUGCUAGAGCACAGCCCUGAUUUUAAUUCUAACUGAUAUUGGAGAGUAAUGGUGUACAAAUCCCAGUGAAUGUUGUCCACUGAACACCGUUUUCUUGUUUGCCCUGCUGUGGCCUUAGAUGUGCGAUCCAAGAAAUUCCCAGCCCCUAGCUUGUAAACCAGUUUUUUCCUGUUCCCCUUGGAACCAUUCAUCAAGUGGUAAAUCGUAGAUAAAUUAUAUGGCAUAUCUACAUUGACUUACUGUUAUGUCAUCUUUUUUCUGUGCAGGAACAAUAUGUUGAAUUCUCAAGGACUGGAAAAGUUAUAAAAGGUAAGCUAAGAACUGAGACCACAACAAGUUUUCUUGUCUGUGUUACUGAUGUUGUUAGGUUUCACAGCUCUGUAAAGAACAUGUGUUACAUGUCAAAAUUACAUUCAUUUCUAACCUAGAUUGAUUCUCAGUUUCCUUUGUCUCCUAAUCCUGAUUAUUCAUAAUGAACAGGCAAGUUUUGUAUUCCCAGGCAGCCUAGGAUGAGUGCUUGUUUUGAGUGAAAGUGAAGCUAAUGCGUGUCACUUCUCACCAAGAAAACAAACAAACAACAGAAAAUUUUCCAGCUGAGUUGCUGAAAAAAGGGAAAAUUCUAAGCAUUGAAAGGUUCUUAGUUCCAUAGUACCAUAGGAAAGUACUUGUAAGAAGCUUUAUUAUUUGAAUGGUCCACUUGCCCAAAUUAAAUGAGUGGAAUUAAUUCUUAAUAAAUAAAUCCUUAAAUCCAGAUUUAGAUAUGAUCAACUUGAUCUGAUGAAUCAUUGUAGUGUGAAUAUAAUCCUUUUUUUAUUUUUCUAAAGAACUGCGCAUGUUUUACCUCUCUUUUGCAUUCAACAAUCUGGAUUUGGAUUUUCCCACAGAAACACACCCUCUGAAUGGAAUCCCUUGUUUUCUUAUAUACAGGUCAGGACAAAGCUGUUUCAAAAUCCAAAUAUGAAGAAGAUGUGUACAUAAACAACCAUACGGUAUGUUAGCAUCAACAUGCAUAUUGACUAGAUUUGCCUCUCUGCAUAUAAUUUUUAUGUUUCUAAUGAGGAGAAUUUGUUUUUGAUUUCUAAAUUAAAGGGUUCAUUUUCCUUACAACCUAACAGCCUGGUUAAAAAUCUCUAGAGCUAAAGUUACUACAAUGCUUUUUUCAUUUGGAAAGCUGCCGGACAAUCUCAAUCCUCUUUAGUUAUUUUAGUUAUUGAUCCAGGGACAGGAAAAAUUUUCAUUCAUUGAGGAGUGCUGCAGUUACAGAUUAAAGAUUUGGUCUCCUGAUGUUAUUUUACAGAGCGUUUGGGGUUCUUACUGGCAGGAGGGAAAAUGGGGAUAUGCCUGCUGUCAUUCUUUCAUUAGAAACUCGUACUGUACCGGUGACGCUGGCAAAACAACAUCAGCUUCAAGGGUAGGUGUUGAAUGCACUCUGACGUGACAGUUACAUGUUAUGUCGUACAAAGGUAGUAAUUUUAUAGAGGUUGUUAUCUUGGGGAUCAGGAGAAAUAGUAGAAAGUCCACUAAGCUUAAUUAUCUUACUAGUUUAAAUUCAGGCACUCCACUUCAGUUGCUCAAUUAUAAGCAAGUAAUCCAAAUAGAACAUAACAGGAUUAAAAAAACCCACCUGCUGGAGGUAACUAGUUGGCUAUUUACAAGCAUGGCCGAGGUAUUGAACUCAGAACAUCUGAGAACAAAUCCUGCAAGCAGCCCACAAGAUUGUGAGUUCGAAGUGCUGACCACUCUGAGACUUUGCCUUCUGAGAACUGUCCAUAAACAUAAACUUAAGGUAUUCAUAUUAUGUAGGUUUCUGUAUGGAGAAAUUCUAUUGUAUGUAAGUGAAUGCAAGUUGUGAUCUGGUUCAGUACAGAAUUCAGUAAAUAUUAUUAACUGAAUGAUCUGUGAUCUGCAGGCCAUUGCACCUGUAACAGAUGCAGCAACAAGAAUUCAAGAAGCAGAAGAAAGUGGGAAAACAUUACUGGAGGUUUGUUUGAUUCAUAUGCAUUAUGGACCAAAUAUGAGGCCAAUUUGCCUGGAUGUUGGCCAAGUCUUUUUUUUUUACAUUUUUGAGGAGCAAGACUAAGUCAAUGUUACUAAAAAUGCAAAAAAGGGUAGGCCAAUACAGACAAGAGUAUCAAAUUCAAACCUGCUUUGUUGUAUGCAUAAAAGCAGUAAAUUUUAGACUACAACUUUCCUGAAUAAUUUUUUGGCCAGACUGAAAAUUUUUUCACACAUAGAAUGCCUGGAUAAAAAUCCUCUGAAGACAUUUAUAUCAGGUCAAAAAGAAAGCUGAACUGACAGCAAAUGUAUGCAAGAAUGAAAAACUGAAUCUGAAUAAGUGAAAACAUUAAUAGAAUGUAUGGAAGUAUUCUUGACCUGGCUUGAUAUUAGAUGAUAAAAAUUUUGUGACCUAUGGGCUAGCCUUACUGUAAAACUGUUUUCUCAAAGUUGGGCCUUUCACGCAAAAUAGAUGUUGUAAUUAAUUUUUCACCGCACUUAAUUUUUAUUUUUCCUUUGUUUCAAAUUCAGUGGCAUACAUAACCAUACCCAAAACAGUGGAAAAAUUGAAAUUACCUGAGUUAAAAAAUUAACUACAAUAUAUACCUCUUUAAGAAGGACACCUGGCAGUGAUUCUGGAAUAAUUAUUGUUUCUUUGAAAAAAAUUUUCUUUCUGGCAUAACCAAAAUUAUUGUAUUUUGCUAACUUUUCAGCUUCAUCAAGAAAAUCGAAAGAAAGGAAAGAAAAGAGAGAAGUCAGUAGAUGAAGAUGAUGAGGAAGUGAAAAGGGACAAACUUAAAAAGGUGGGCCGCUCAUAUAUAACUUUGGAUUAAAAUUGUAACCUUUGAUUGUAGCACAAAGGGAAUGAAUUUGCACAUGCUACCUCCGUGUCAGUAAGUUACUUCUUGUGAGUUGCACUGAUGAAGAUUGUGGUUGCGAUCCAAAUUUAAGAUGUGGACAGAAUCUGUGGCCUGCUGUCACUAUGUUUUUUAUUUUGCAUGGAGCGAGAUUUGAUAAUCAUCCAGAAGGUAUUAAAAUAAUGUCAAGUCAUCACACUCUAAUGCUUUCUAAUUCGUGUUUUAGGCGCUAAGGAAAGAGGAACGUAACCAGCAAGAAGCUGACAAAUUACUGGCUAUGGAUGAACGUAGAAGGCCUUACAACUCCCUCAAAGGUGAUUAUCAUGAGGUGACCGAAGAAGAGAUGGAGGCUUAUAGGUUAAAACGUCGCCAAGAAGAUGACCCAAUGAAAGACUUUCUUUAGUAAUGGGAAAAGUGUGGGCAGUAAUACUUCAAAGUUGAAUUGCAUGUUCAAACUUGUGUCAAGCUUUGCAGUCAACGCUGAUAGAAAGACUUACUUACUUGAGGAAGUUACAUCAAACAUCGAGUGUAUGAGACAACAGAACUCGAUCAUUGAGGACCGACCGAAUGACCGGACUGAUCAAAGUGAACCACCUUGAAAAAUGUUGAUGACCAGUUCUGAACGAACCGAAGUGGUCCAUUCCAUUUGAUUUCUAACCGAAGUUUCCGGAAUUUGGGGCUGAAUGGAAAGCGCCUUUCCAUUUCUGUGGCUGCUUGAAUAUAGCCAGUAAAAGGCUGCUGUGGUUGCGCGCGCGUUGAUGGUCUUAAGGAGGAUCUUUUUUGGUUCGCUUUGUCGUUACUUUUUUAUUUCACGUUUUCCACGUGUCUGCCAUCAUUACACGAACAUGUGAUAGUUCAGCAAUACAUGGUGGUAGUGGCAGCGCUCGACUGGGUCGAAAAUCAAUUUUGAUUUGAUAUUGUUUUGAUUUUAUUUCAGUUUCUUUAUUUGUCUUUUAAUUCAAAAUGAAAAAGAAAAAUAGUUACAAAUAAAAUGAAAAUUAUCAAAAAUAAAUUUUAAAAAACCUCAUUUUUUUAAGGCAGUUCUCGGCCACCAUAGAGCUGUUUCGGAGUCGGUAACAUAUCGUCACUUUAUCAAGAACUGUCUCAGAAAGGCGGUACUCUGCAAAUAUGGACCUUUUUUAUCAUUUUCUUGUGAAACCUGAACCAUCGCAAUACCUAACAAACAGUCGGUGAGUUUUGCUUUGCAAAAUUUGUAUUUUGGACGUUGACUUCGUCGUUGAAUUAAUUGUAAAUUUAUUGUUUCCCUUUGCUUAGAAAAUUUAACCAUAGUUAGUAGAGGAGACUGGUUAUGAAAGCCAGCAAACAUCAAAGUUGAAAACAACGGUGCUGUAGUUUAUGUUAGAAUCUCCCUCACCGUGCACAAUCCUUUGUUUUUUGUUCACAAAUUGUCACUUAAUAAAUAAAUGCGGUGUCUGUAUUGGUCAGUAAGCUUCAAAAUGAUAGGUAUGCUAUUGAACGUCGUGCACAGUCAGGUCCCAAAAAAGCUUACAAAAACAUAUAAAGAAGGAGUCUAACGGGUUUCAUAAUCAUCCCACUUUAAUAACUAUGAUUUAACUAGAGACUUGCCAACCUCCAAAAGGCAAAAAAUGUGAGAAUCUGAACCUAGGGCUGGGAAAAGAAGUGGGAAAUGGGUAAAAAGUCGUGGGAUGUCCCAAAUUUCCCAGUGAAAGGAAUUUCAGUGGAGAUUAUGGGUAUUAGAAGUCUCUAUCUCAGUUUAAAGCUCAUGGAGAAGUUAACAUCACGAUCAAUUUUAUGAUUUACGUUUUGUUUAUGCGAGAAGAGUGUAUACCAUUAUACGGGCAGAUUGGAGCAAAUGCCCAUUUUUAAGAAAACUUUAAGUUUAUGCUUUUGCAGCAGACUAAUCGUAAAGUUUCCUAAAAAAUGAGUUUUUGCUCCUUUGACGGGCAUAUUACCAUACGUGAGAAGAGCGUAUUUCUAUGUUUUGUUGGCGCCUUCUUGAAACAAGAGAAGCAGGAAGUCCGCACAUUUGGUGGCAGCGUUAAGACGCGCUAGGCUAAAGGAAUGUAAUCAAACGCGACCGCUUAG
Messenger RNA from Porites evermanni, 11679 nucleotides. NCBI's taxonomy places the organism in Eukaryota, Metazoa, Cnidaria, Anthozoa, Scleractinia, Poritidae. The record is from the annotation of a GenBank genome assembly.